Suillus clintonianus is the source of this 1596-nucleotide messenger RNA. RefSeq lists its product as uncharacterized. The transcript has 2 exons. Gene Ontology annotation, molecular function: acyltransferase activity, transferring groups other than amino-acyl groups. The coding region runs from base 102 to 1409 and encodes 435 amino acids. The record is from RefSeq and is a predicted model, not a curated record. NCBI's taxonomy places the organism in Eukaryota, Fungi, Basidiomycota, Agaricomycetes, Boletales, Suillaceae.
UCGCUGAUUGCUGUGGGCGCCAGUGAAGCUAAUAUAUAUAAUGAGAUACACGACAUAGCCGCAGCAGCUCCACUCCUUUUAUCCCAUCGCCCUCGCCCUUCAUGUUAACCCACUCGCAAAAUGUGGCUCUGUCGCCGCUAAACUUCGCCAACUACGAUAAUGAAUUGCUUGAAGCUCUGUGGAUCACACUCACGGAGAGCGCGGUGGAGCCUAUGCAAGCGCCUGUGCCGUCCUUGAUCAAUUUCGCGGAAGAUUGCUUGCUUUGCGCUCUUGUUAUGUUGAGGAAGUUCGAUGAGAAUGUUUUCUCUGACGACCUCCCUUCGGAGCAUGAACUUGGAGCUCCCUGGGCGGAGGAGCCAAUUGGCAUCGUGUAUAUCACCGCUGCCCCUGCGCAAUCUGCAGCACAGGAAGCGAAUGUUGGGAUCAUCAUCUCUCAAGCGCAUCAAUGCAAGGGCUUUGCGCGCGAAGCCGUAGAGCUUGCGCUGGCAUGGGUGUUUGAAGACCUCAAGUUCCACCGCGUCCAAGCGGCGCUUAUGAAUGACGCCCAGAAAGACCGUGCGAUGAGGCUGUUCGUGGGGCAGGGAUUUACGCAUGAAGGCACUCGGCGGCGUUCGGUGCUCAAGCCGGAGAGUGGGGGUGUGGUGGGUGUGUGGAAGGAUGUGACGUACCUCGCGAUGCUUGAUACGGAGUGGGCGCUUAGGAACGUGCUGAAGCGGAGGGGCCCAGCACCGACUUUGUGGGAUGAGAUGUUCGCGCGGCACACGAGGGAGAGAGAGGAGAUGGUGAAAUGGGAUGAGAAGCAUAAUAGGAUCAGGAAGGUGUCGAGCACGGAGACACUGCGCCAUGGAGAAGUGACUUCACGUCAACCCACCUAUAUUAUAGACCCAUGGUUUUCAGACCUGUCGUCUUCCUCAUCCCAAACCUCCUGCUAUGGUUCGGUGCCGCCAUCGCCAAACCCAGGCGCUGCAGAUAUCUCCAAAGCCAUGCGAGAAUAUCUUGACUUCGGGGAGAGCCGCCCGAGAUGGAACCCAUUGGAAGAAGAGAUAGAUGACGUCUCGCGGCAGUCUUCGCCUUCCCCGUACAAUCUUUCUGUCCCCGGGACACCGAUCCCUAUUCCGCCUCGAUCACCUUCAGUUCCUUCCAGCGUCUCUGAAUUUGAAUCGGAGGACGAGAGUGAGGUUGAGCCUUCAUGGCGAGCGUUUCGCAGAAUCCCUAGCUCAGACGGGAGUUCCUCGAGCAGUCAUCAUCUAUCUUGGGCGCAGCGCCCUCUGUCCCCUAUCAUUCGGCCUGAGAGUGCGAGUGGAGGUUCUGAGUCCGAGUCCUGGUCUGACGCGUCCGACGGCGGUCCAGAUGGCAGUGGCAGUGGCAGCGACUGGGAUAUGAUGUCUGAGCCAGAGCAAUCAUCAUGAUCGAUCGCACUGCGCAUGCUACGUAUUUGACGUCUGCCAUUAUAAUAAUGGAGCUCGUCGUCGUCGUCUUGUUAUGAUCUCUAAAUGUUUGCUAAUGUCCGGACUCCGAAUCAUGUACAACCACUCAAACAAGCCUUGUACAGACCUUGUCUCAGUCUAGUGACUAUGGCGCUGGAUCUGUUCAACU